CACGUACCUGAGCGAUGACGGCCCCCUGUUGAACAUGCGAUAAUGAACUGCGGGAGCGAUAUCGAACUUGAGUCUACUUCGCCCAUGGAUAGAGACUCAAUCCGUCAUUUCGACGACGAAGAGAUAGCACGACUCAGCAAACGUGUUAUUCUCAAACUCGACUUGAUACUGCUCCCCUUCCUGUGUCUUCUGUUUCUGCUUAAUUCUCUCGACAAGUCGAAUGUAGGAAAUGCGGAAUCUGGCCACUUUACCGAGGAUUUAGGACUACCCAAGUCUGCUCUGAAUGUUUCCGUGGCUUGGUUCUUCGCAGUAUUUGUCUGUCUUCAGCCUAUCGGUGCCUUCUUUGGUCGCAAGUAUGGUAUGGUUCGCUGGGUGCCGGGGACCAUGACCUUGUGGGGAGUUUGUACCGCACUACACAUCGCUGUACAGUCUCAGACUCAACUGGUCACUCUGAGAGUACUCAUUGCGGCAUUAGAGGCAGGUUUCUACCCCACCACUGUAUCCUACUUGAGCCUGUGGUAUACUCGCUAUGAAUUUGGCAAGCGCUUAGCCUUUUUCUAUGGUCAGGCCGCACUUGCCGGAUGUUUUGGAGGCCUGCUUAGCUGGGCUGUCUUCAGCUACUUCCCUCGUGACGACCCGACUCCACACAUCACCACCGCAAAAUGGAAGAGCUGGGAGAUAUUGUUUCUCGUCGAAGGCACUUUGACCAUUGUGGUGGCAGCUGUUGGAUUCUUCUGGCUGCCGCAUAGUGCCAACACGGCAUGGUUCUUGACUGCUGACGAGCGUCUCGUCGCAGAAGAGCGUAUUCGGAAUGAUCAGAUUGCUGCAGCUACCUCAUGGAGCGAAUCAAAACAGCAGCCAGCCGUCAUCGAUACUCGAGAGCCUAGAUCGCUUGGUCUAUCUGAUUCACGCCAUUCAUUGACUCUUGAGGACGAGGAGGCCGAUUACCUACUUCCUGGCGCUGAGAUUGGACCAGAAAUAUCUGGCCGUCGCCAGAGCCAUGCUUCUGUUGCAUCUGUCACUGCUGAUAUCGGGAUAUCUCGCGAAGACAUAUUCUCCGCCGUAGCUGACUGGAAGGUCUGGUACCUCCUGUUUUGCAACAUUCUUUCCGCCAUUCCAGCCACCGCGUUUGCAGUGUUUCUCCCACUCGUCAUCAAGGGUAUUGCAGGUCGGGAAGACCUGGGGCCAGCUGCUAUUAACCUCCUUGUGGUACCUCCAUUCUUAGCCGGGGCUAUCAUUCUCUUCGUCUUCACAUCGUGGUCUGACCGAAGAAGAAUUCGUCUGAUCCCGAUUCUCUACGGUCUGGCCAUCUUACUUGCGGGCCUAGCAGCCACGGUGUCUCUACCCACCAACGCCUACAAGCUGCGCUACUUUGCCUUGACCAUCCUCCUGUCCGGCUCCUUUGUGGCUUCACCUCUUACAGUAACCUGGCUCAGCAACAACAUACCUCAACCGGGCAAACGAGCGAUCGUACUGGGCAUCAACGGGUGGGGCAACUUCGCCGGUGUCAUUUCAAGCAUGUUAUUCGCUCCAAAGUUUGAAGAAGGCGGCUACUUGAUCCCCUUCUACGUCACUCUCGCCUGUGUCCUGACGGCAUUCAUCGGCUACCUGGCUUUCAGGGCUCUUGUCGUCGCUGAAAAUCAACGACGCACAAGAAUCGUGGCGAAUUGGGAUGAAGAGGAGAUUAGAAGGGAAGCCAUGUUUGGAGAUGGUGCGGUUGUGGAGGACAAGAAUCUAUGGACUGUGAUCACGAAGAUCUUCAGGUUGGAUCAUCUGCGCGAAUGGGCGGGGAUUGAUAGGUUACGGCGAGGAGAUGAGAAGCUUACGUUUUUGUAUAGCCUUUGACAGACGUCUGGCGUUGCUGUCGCUGAAUUUCAAUCCGUUACUUUCCC
Molecule: messenger RNA, 1892 nt
Organism: Aureobasidium pullulans EXF-150
Lineage: Eukaryota; Fungi; Ascomycota; Dothideomycetes; Dothideales; Saccotheciaceae
Product: MFS general substrate transporter
Exons: 2
Coding region: 43-1845 (600 amino acids)
Biological process (GO): transmembrane transport
Cellular component (GO): membrane
Molecular function (GO): transmembrane transporter activity
Source: RefSeq, a predicted model, not a curated record